Messenger RNA from Drosophila grimshawi, 2457 nucleotides. It is a transcript of the gene NaPi-T, whose product is annotated as sialin. The record is from RefSeq and is a predicted model, not a curated record. The transcript is spliced from 7 exons. NCBI's taxonomy places the organism in Eukaryota, Metazoa, Arthropoda, Insecta, Diptera, Drosophilidae. Gene Ontology annotation, cellular component: plasma membrane. Gene Ontology annotation, molecular function: transmembrane transporter activity. Bases 243 to 1820 code for a protein of 525 amino acids. Gene Ontology annotation, biological process: monoatomic anion transport; transmembrane transport.
GAUUCGCAUCAAGCAGCGAGAUGUGCACUUAUCAGUUGUGUGGGAUGUGUGAAUGGAUGUGCGACUCUGCUGCUAUAGAUCCGAGUAACCAUUAUGGCCAGCAAACCGUUGGCAUUCUAGUCUGGCCAACGGCCCAGUGCGAAUCAAAGUUAGGAUACCAAAGCGGUAGAUCAUCCUAACAGGAGGCAGUAAUAAUAAUAAUAAUCAUUAUUCUUAACUGAUUCUGCAAUACAAAAUCUACAAUGGCUGUUGAGGCGCGUACCGUGCUCUGGUAUAUGACAUUUGUCGGUUUCAUUGUCAACUAUAUGCUGCGUAUUAAUUUGAAUAUCACCAUUGUGGACAUGAUUGCCGGCGCUGGUGAGCCCAAGUCCGCGCUGACUCACAAUCUGACGCAACUGGGCAAUGGAAAUGCCAGUUCCGCAAACUCAUCGCAUCUGAUGGCCGCCGUGUCCACUCAGAAUGCUAGUGGCCACCACACCGAACCAUAUUCGCUGGAGCGAUGGUUUCUUGAUUGGGCAAAUAUAGACUACGACAGGAAUGGUUUCCAUUGGAAUGAAAAGGAGCAGAGCAACCUGUUGGGCUCAUUUUUCUGGUUGCAUUGGGUGCUUCAGUUGCCCGGCGGAAUUUUGGCACGUAAAUAUGGCACAAAACUGGUCUUUGGACUGGCGAAUGGCAUUGGAGUAUUCUGUUGUUUCCUCAUACCGAUUAUGUCCUACUGGAGCUAUGCAGCUUUGCUGUGGCUGCGAGUCUUUCAGGGAUUCGUUACUGGUUUGGCUUGGCCCUCGAUGCAUGUGCUCACUGCCAAAUGGAUACCGCCCAAUGAGCGCAGUAAAUUUGUGAGCGCCUAUUUGGGCAGUUCGGUGGGCGUGGCGCUAUUCUAUCCAAUAUUCGGUUAUAUUAUCGCGUGGACCUCCUGGGAAUGGGUAUAUUAUAUUUGCGGCAUCUUCGGCAUGCUGUGGUUCACUGCCUGGCAAUUCCUCGUCUUCGACAGUCCCGCUCAGCAUCCCCGGAUUGCACAAUCUGAGCAGCGUUACAUUGAAAAGUCCUUGGGUGCCUCGGUGCAGAAUAGCACGCCUGGUCCGACGCCCUGGAAGGCGAUUGUUACGUCGCGACCCGUCUGGAUGAACGUGGUGGCACAGUGGGGCGGCAUCUGGGGUCUGUUUACGAUAAUGACCUACGGACCAACAUAUUUCCGGCUUAUACAUCACUGGAAUAUCAGAGCGACUGGCUUCCUUUCCGGCAUGCCACAUCUGAUGCGCAUGAUCUUCGCCUAUAUCUUCUCAAUGCUCGCCGAUUAUCUGCUGCGCACGGAUCGCCUCAGUCGCACCAAGGUCCGCAAACUGGCGACGGCAAUUUGCUGUGGUGCCAAAGGAGUUGUGGUGCUGGCGCUGGCAUACUUUGGCUAUAAUGCAACGGCUGCCAUUGUACUGUUAACAGUGGCUACGAUGUUCCAUGGCGCCGUCUCCUCCGGACCCUUAGCCUCAAUGGUGGAUUUAUCACCGAACUAUGCGGGCAUAGUUCUUGGCGUUAGCGGCAUGAUUGGUGUCAUGCCCGGAUUUAUAUCACCCUUUAUAGUGGGCAUCCUAACACAGGGGAAUCAAACGAUGGAAGCCUGGAAUCAUGUUUUUAUGCUAUCAGCAGCAAUGCUAAUUGGCAGCGGCAUCCUUUACGUCCUGUUUUCGGAGUCAACGUUGCAGCCCUGGAACAGUGGCAGCCACGAUGCCGGGCUCAAGGAGCUGCAGACAAUUGAGGAGAAACUGCCGCUGCAGGUCAAUGCAGAGGAUGAUCCUAAUGCCACAGUCAAGUCUGCUGAUAAAUGAUAGGAGCGGACAGUUUAAUUGGCAUAAGAUCAUUUAAGUUAAAGCCAGCGCUUGUGAUAAGCAGCCUAAAAGGCACAACAAAGUUAUCAAAACUCAUUUCUAUUUGUAUACAGCUCACUUAAAUAUAAAAAGAUUCAUUGCAUUAGGACUGCUAUUUGCUGUUUGCCAAACUAUUGCACUCAGAUGUCUAUUCGAAAUCGCAAUCACGAUCACUUCAUGCUCAGAUUGUGUUUGUGUUUGUUCUUUUGGGUAAAUAAAAUGUGCGAACUGAAUGUUAAACAAAACUCUUGCGAUUUAUUAUUCAAUGUUGGCAAAAGCUGUGAGUUUGCUUUAUGACCAUAGAAACAAUUUAAGCUAGAUAUUAAAACAAAAUCCAGCGGAACUUGACAACGAAAGUGCAAAGAUAAGAAUAAGUAAAUAUUUUGACGCAGUCUUUUCAACUAAAUAAUGUUUAUCAUUCAACAGGCUUAGCUUUAGUUUUUUUUUAUAGAUAUACAUCUACACUUAACAAAAAUAUUUAAACGAUUGUAGAUGCUUAUCAAUAUAUCUCAGAUAAAAUGCUUUAUUUGUGUAUAAAAUACUGUACUCUAUACUUAGACGACUUUUUUUUUUUAAAUAAUAAAAUAAUUUGCAUAAA